CCCGUCACUUCCGGGCGCGGCGCUGGCGGUUGCGGCUGAGCCGGGGAGCUCUGCUGCGCGGGGUCCGGCGCGGCGGGCGGGCGGCGGGCGCCAUGAACUUCUCCGAGGUGUUCAAGCUCUCCAGCCAGCUGUGCAAGUUCUCCCCGGACGGCAAGUACCUGGCCUCCUGCGUGCAGUACCGCCUGGUGGUCCGGGACGCGAGCAGCCUCCAGAUCCUGCAGCUGUACACCUGCGUGGACCAGAUCCAGCACGUGGAGUGGUCGGCCGACUCCCUGUUCCUCCUGUGCGCCAUGUACAAGCGGGGGCUGGUGCAGGUGUGGUCCCUGGAGCAGCCCGAGUGGCACUGCCGGAUCGACGAGGGCUCCGCGGGGCUGGUGGCUUCCUGCUGGAGCCCAGACGGGCGCCACGUCCUCAACACCACCGAGUUCCACCUGCGGAUGACGGUCUGGUCCCUGUGCACGAAGUCCGUCUCCUACAUCAAGUACCCCAAGGCCUGUCAGCAGGGAGUCAGCUUCUCCCGGGACGGCCGCUACCUGGCCUUGGCCGAGAGGCGGGACUGCAAGGACUACGUCAGCAUCUUCGUCUGCAGCGACUGGCAGCUGCUGCGGCACUUCGACACGGGCACCCAGGACCUGGCCGGCAUCGAGUGGGCCCCCAACGGCUGCGUGCUGGCGGUGUGGGACACCUGUUUGGAGUACAAGGUCCUGCUCUACUCGCUGGACGGCCGGCUGCUGGCGGCCUACUGCGCGUACGAGUGGUCCCUGGGCGUCAAGGCGGCCGCCUGGAGCCCCAGCAGCCAGUUCCUGGCCGUCGGCAGCUACGACGGGAAGGUGCGCGUCCUCAAUCACGUGACCUGGAAGGUGCUGGCGGAGCUCGGGCACCCCGCCGCCGUCAGCGACUCCAGAGUAGUGGUGUACAAGGAAGCCGAGAAGAGCCCGCGGGGGUCCCUGGGCCGCCCCGCCUGCCCCCCCCACAGGGCCGCUGAGAGCAGAUAUGAGGUCGCCGAGGUGCCGGUGUCCCUGCAGACCCUGAAGCCCGCCGCAGACAGAGCGAACCCCAAGAUCGGCAUCGGCGCGCUGGCCUUCAGUGCCGACAGCUGCUUCCUGGCCACGAGGAACGACAACGUCCCCAACGCCGUGUGGGUGUGGGACGUGCGGAAGCUGAGGCUGUUCGUGGUGCUGGAGCAGCUGGGCCCCGUGCGCGCCUUCCAGUGGGACCCGCAGCAGCCCCGCCUGGCCGUCUGCACGGGCGGCAGCAAGGUGUACCUGUGGUCGCCCGCGGGCUGCGUGUCCGUGCAGGUGCCCGGGGAAGGCGACUUCCAGGUGCUCUCUCUGUGCUGGCACUCAAACGGGGACUCGCUGGCCCUCCUCGGCAAGGACCACUUCUGCCUGUGCUUCCUGGAGACGGAGGACGGGGGCGGCAGCGCCCUCGGGCCGCCGGGCAGCCUCACGUAGGGCCGAGCUCGGGCAGCCCGGCAGGUGGGGGGGCCUGGGCGGGCCAGCAGGGAGCCAGCCUCUCCAGGCCGCUCUCCAACCGCUGUGGUGCACAGGAGGGGGCUUGCUUUUAUUUUUCUAUAGCGAGGCAUUCUUGUAAAUAUGUAUGGUCUGAAACUGUCAUUUUUGUUAUUUAAAUAUUUGUUAAUUCGUUAAAAGGCUGAUGCUGGUUUUCUUGAAA
Phyllostomus discolor (pale spear-nosed bat) is the source of this 1674-nucleotide messenger RNA. It is a transcript of the gene WRAP73, whose product is annotated as WD repeat containing, antisense to TP73. The transcript is spliced from 12 exons. The coding region runs from base 93 to 1454 and encodes 453 amino acids. Gene Ontology annotation, molecular function: protein binding. NCBI's taxonomy places the organism in Eukaryota, Metazoa, Chordata, Mammalia, Chiroptera, Phyllostomidae. Gene Ontology annotation, cellular component: microtubule organizing center; mitotic spindle; MWP complex. The record is from RefSeq and is a predicted model, not a curated record. Gene Ontology annotation, biological process: microtubule anchoring at mitotic spindle pole body; mitotic sister chromatid segregation; protein localization to mitotic spindle pole body.